AUCGAGAGAGUGUUCAACGGUGUAGGCCAUGGCCAAAAAGACGACGUUUCUGUCAUGGAUACUCGUUGUCUGUACAUUCUACCUAAAUCGAUGUGGUGCAACAAGGUCCCUAGCGGAUAGCCAAAAGUGUCAUCAGCGAUGCCGAUUGCCAGAAAACGAGACACUUGGCUUCUUAGAGGAAGUUCAACAGAACCACUGCGUGCUCUGCGAUAGUUCAAAAGUCAGACAAGUAGUCGAGGCUGUUGUCUUUCGCGUCCAUAUUGGCUUCGUGGUCUUGUCCGAAGAAUCGUUCGAUCGUCACGCACCAGUGAUUGCUGGUCUUUUGGCCAAUUACGAUAACGUGACGGUGUUGGCCUCAUCCACCUUACCAUCCUUUGCUCACAUGCGUAACCGGGUGCUGCAGUAUGUGCCCUGUGAACAGCAUCAGGCGGCGACUAUGCAUUUUGCCGUCGAGCGCUUUGACGUCCCCGCCAAUUUCAUAUGCGAAGAAACGCUUUCGACAAUCGAGGCCAUUGCCUGCAAUGUAAAAAACCUGGUGACGAUGACCGAAAUUUUGGAAGACGCUUUGUCCCGAACUACUAAAAUUUUGGUACUCGUUGUCGAGCCGACGUUUAUAGCGGGUCGAUUAAUCGCGGAAAAACGUCUGAUGGUCUCGUUGUCGUUGGUGGAUGAUGCUCAGACUCUGCGCAUCCUUUUGGGCCCACCAUCGCAGCAAACUAUCAGAGAUCCACCCAUUUUUUAUCAGAGUUUGUCCAAUAUGGAUUUGCAGCACCAAUCAUUGUCAACUGUUCUGUACCACUUUAUCCAGGAUCGCGUUUCAUCGUUGCGAUUAACCUCUACAUUCAUAAAUUAUAAUCGCGCUCGUCGAGUCCUGGGAUUGGCUCCCGUCCGAAGACUUUCGCAGAUUUGGCGCAGCGGCUUGCUCGCUUCGCUAGUAUCGCAGACGGAUGAUUGGCGAUACGAGCAUCCCCAUUUGGUACCUUUUGCCAAUCCGCUGGUGCCUCUUUGUUUUGCCUGCGACCCGGCGGCCGAUGAGAUCGCGGCCCGCGCCGCUAAAGAGCAUUACCUUAUUACCGAAGAAAAUGUGAUAUUGGAGACACCGAUUGUUUUAGUAGCAGCUCAUGAGCAUCUACAGACACCGUCACUCGCUGAACUACGCCGUCUAUCCAAGGGACUGGCAACGGCUCGAUCGUCCUUGCAGGCAAUUGAAGCAAAGUGUCGGACGCACCCUGUUCCGAGCGUAUCUGGUCUGUGUCGAAUGAAGCACUUCCAAGUGUUCCGCAUUGGUCGGGCACCGAAUCACACCAUGUUUCCCGAAUUUGUGCAUAGUCUUCCGGGAACAAUAUGGGAUGGUCUGGGCGUUUCCAAAAAUGUUGAUCUCAUCAUUGUUAAUUGUUAUAAUCGUGACCCAUGGGAGGCAUACUUGGGACGUCCGGUAAUGUGUUGGAAUCCGCAGUGGACCGCCAUCGAAUUCGCCUUGGCGUUUUUGCGCCAGCUCCAUUACAGUGAAUUUUCCGCAAUCGAUCCCGUAGUAGGCUACGCACUCGAAGACCUGGUGGCUAUACUAGAACGUACGUAUGGCAUCGCUGCAGACGGCCAAGGCCGAUGGAAACAGGGGAGUAACAUUUUCAACGAUGUCGUAAUACAACUGAUGCUGUACCGGUUCCGUAAGCCACCACCACAAUGGAAUUUCUUGGGAUGGCUAAUUGUUCCGGCCUGGAUGAUUUUAAUCUUGGCGGUCGUGUACAUAUGGGGCAAUGACACGACUACUUGGCAGCGGUUUCGCCUACGGAGGUCCCAUCGCAUGGCGGUCGAAGGACCAUCACUGCUGGAUGAUUUCUUGGCGCAACUACCCGAACUCACAGAAGCCUGGACAAAUCUAAGGGAGUGGGGGCAUGCGCAAUGGCAGGACAUUGCGAAACACAUCCCUGCGUCACCAACGACAGUAUCGGCGGCGACGAACCAUGUUCCGUCCCGAAAACGGAGAGGACAGAAGAAGAGGCACUGACAAUCCAGACUUGAAUUGGCCUGUGCGUCACUUGAUUCGGCUGGAACACAACGAUGCAUGCUUCUCGAGACAGCUUUGCUGCGCUGCACGUUCAGGUUCGUCAGCAUUCGUUCGUCUUGGGCUCUUCCUAGAGAGUGGGAAGUCUUCUCGCUUCCUUGAUAGAAAAACAGGAAUAUCUAGUACUGCCUAGAAUGUCCUACUGAACAUAUGCAACCCAUAAUCCAGAUUCAUUGAGGCGAC
Messenger RNA from Phaeodactylum tricornutum CCAP 1055/1, 2248 nucleotides. RefSeq lists its product with no specific name. NCBI's taxonomy places the organism in Eukaryota, Bacillariophyta, Bacillariophyceae, Surirellales, Neidiaceae. Bases 29 to 2008 code for a protein of 659 amino acids. The transcript has a single exon. The record is from RefSeq and is a predicted model, not a curated record.